This is a messenger RNA of Pristis pectinata (smalltooth sawfish), 1152 nucleotides long. Its product is annotated as interleukin-1 receptor type 1-like. Lineage: Eukaryota; Metazoa; Chordata; Chondrichthyes; Rhinopristiformes; Pristidae. The transcript is spliced from 9 exons. Gene Ontology annotation, biological process: signal transduction. The record is from RefSeq and is a predicted model, not a curated record.
AUGUCCUUGGAAAAUAAUGCUGAAAAAUUGAUCUCUCCGUACCAGGACUGCACUCCUAUUAAAAUUGACAACCAAAACUACUACAGUUUUUCUGGAAAACUGCUAAUUAAAGAUGCAAGCCCCAAAGAUGAUGGGAUGUACACAUCAAUUAAUUUGAUACAACCAGACUUGAUAAGUCCUAAAAAUAACACAAUUGAAGCAAGACUAGGUUCAGAGCUGAAAGUGACCUGUGAAGCUCAUUUUGGAUUUGGUAAUGUGAAAUUUUAUAUGCUUUAUUGGCAAGUGAAUAAGAAGAAGAUUCCCACAGAUGAAUCCAGAAUUAAGCAAGGACAUAACUUUCGUAAAGAAGGAACUGGUCAUGAUGUAGUUAUCGUGAGAACCCUAAUUAUCUCCAAGAUCACUGAAGAAGACUUCAAAACAAAAUUUGAGUGUUUAGCACGUAACCUACAAGGAACUAGAAGGGCUUUUGUAAAAAUUUCACACCAAUCACUAUAUUGGAUAUUUGAUGUGAUUAAAAUCGUAAUUCCACUGAUAAUUGGGUUUCUAAUCUGUACAACAGUGUAUGUUAUUUUCAAGGUGGAUGUUGUUCUUUGGUAUAGAGACUCAUGAUGGGAUUAUCUUCACCAGAAAGCCUGUAAUGGUAAGAAGUUUGAUGCAUAUGUAAUCUAUCCAAGAUCGGAGAACAAAGGUUCAAAGGAUAAUUGUAAUGCAAACUACUUUGCUGUUCACAUUUUACCACAAGUACUUGAAGAAAAGUAUGGCUACAAACUAUUCAUUUAUGGCAGAGAUGAACUUCCUGGCCAGGCUGCAGCUGAAGUUAUUGAAAAUAACAUACGGAGCAGCAGGAGACUGAUUAUCAUUUUGACUCGGAACACUUCAGCUGAUGACCAGGCAUACUCUGGAUUUGAACGCCAAAUUGGAUUACAUGAGGCUUUAAUCCGGAAUGAAGUUAAAGUAAUUCUAAUUGAGUUGGAGAAACUUGAUUGCUUGACUGACUUUCCAGAAUCCAUAAGGCAUCUCAUUCAAAAAAAUGGCACCAUUAAAUGGAAAUCAGAUGAAACAAAUAAACUUAAUGUAGUUUGCUCGAGAUUUUGGAAACAAGUGAGAUACAAAAUGCCCAUAAGAAACAAGACUGCGGCUAGAGCUGUGUGA